This is a messenger RNA of Balaenoptera ricei (Rice's whale), 8580 nucleotides long. It is a transcript of the gene MAP3K20, whose product is annotated as mitogen-activated protein kinase kinase kinase 20. Gene Ontology annotation, cellular component: cytoplasm. The record is from RefSeq and is a predicted model, not a curated record. The coding region runs from base 335 to 1705 and encodes 456 amino acids. Gene Ontology annotation, molecular function: ATP binding; protein binding; protein kinase activity. Lineage: Eukaryota; Metazoa; Chordata; Mammalia; Artiodactyla; Balaenopteridae. The transcript has 12 exons. Gene Ontology annotation, biological process: protein phosphorylation.
CUCAGAUGCUUAGGUUAUGUAUAUUUUGUGUGAAGUGAGUACAACACGGGGAGAUGGCGUGCCUCAGAUGCCAGAAGAGCUGUGCAAGCCUGCUGCUGAGGGCACGCUUCCCGUUUGUUGGGGCUUUGGGGUAGGAGACCUGGUGACACAGUAGCCUUUAGGCAGAGCUGCUUGGGAUGUGCAGGAAGUGGUGCUGCAGGCUUUGUCGGUGGGGGGGUGGGAAUCUGAGCCAUUUCUCUGCGGACAGCUGUGUUUCAGAGUCUGGACAAGUUGCUGUUGAAUUUUGCAUGGGCUGCCAGGAUUUUGUGGAAGUAUAAUACUUUGUCAUUAUGAGAUGUCGUCUCUCGGUACCUCCUUUGUGCAAAUUAAAUUUGAUGACUUGCAGUUUUUCGAAAACUGCGGUGGAGGAAGUUUUGGGAGUGUCUAUCGAGCCAAAUGGAUAUCACAGGACAAGGAGGUGGCUGUAAAGAAGCUACUCAAGAUAGAGAAAGAGGCAGAAAUACUCAGUGUCCUCAGUCACAGAAACAUCAUCCAGUUUUAUGGAGUAAUUCUUGAACCUCCCAACUAUGGUAUCGUCACAGAAUAUGCUUCUCUGGGAUCACUCUAUGAUUACAUUAACAGUAACAGAAGUGAAGAGAUGGACAUGGAUCACAUUAUGACCUGGGCCACUGAUGUAGCCAAAGGAAUGCACUAUUUACAUAUGGAGGCUCCUGUCAAGGUGAUUCACAGAGAUCUGAAGUCAAGAAAUGUUGUUAUUGCUGCUGAUGGGGUGUUGAAGAUCUGUGAUUUUGGUGCCUCUCGGUUCCAUAACCACACAACGCACAUGUCCUUGGUUGGAACUUUCCCGUGGAUGGCUCCAGAAGUUAUCCAGAGUCUCCCUGUUUCUGAAACUUGUGACACAUAUUCCUAUGGUGUGGUUCUCUGGGAGAUGCUAACAAGGGAGGUCCCCUUUAAAGGUCUGGAAGGAUUACAAGUAGCUUGGCUUGUAGUGGAAAAAAACGAGAGAUUAACCAUUCCAAGCAGUUGCCCCAAGAGUUUUGCUGAACUGUUACAUCAGUGUUGGGAAGCUGAUGCCAAGAAACGGCCAUCUUUCAAGCAAAUCAUUUCAAUCCUGGAGUCCAUGUCGCACGACACGAACCUUCCUGACCAGUGUAACUCAUUCCUGCACAAUAAGGCGGAGUGGAGGUGUGAAAUUGAAGCAACUCUUGAGAGGCUGAAGAAACUAGAGCGUGACCUCAGCUUUAAGGAGCAGGAGCUCAAAGAACGAGAAAGACGGCUGAAGAUGUGGGAGCAAAAGCUGACGGAACAGUCCAACACCCCGCUUCUCUUGCCUCUUGCUGCAAGAAUGUCUGAGGAGUCUUACUUUGAAUCUAAGACAGAGGAGUCAAACAGUGCAGAGAUGUCAUGUCAGAUCACAGCAGCAAGUAACGGGGAGGGCCAUGGCAUGAACCAAAGUCUGCAGGCCAUGAUGCUGAUGGGCUUUGGGGAUAUCUUCUCAAUGAACAAAGCAGGAGCUGUGCUGCAUUCUGGGAUGCAGAUAAACAUGCAAGCCAAGCAGAAUUCUUCCAAAACUACAUCUAAGAGAAGGGGGAAGAAGGUCAACAUGGCCCUGGGGUUCAGUGAUUUUGACUUGUCAGAAGGUGAUGAUGAUGGUGAUGAUGACGGUGAUCAGGAAGAUGAUGACAUGGAUAACAAUAGUGAAUGAAAGCAGAGGGCAAAGUAAUACAAUUGAAAAUGUCCGGGAAAACAAAAGAAACGUGUUAUCUCAGUCUGUACAAAAACCAGUAAGGAGGUAGAAAACCAAGCACUACAUUUUUAGGCCAAUCACAUUUAUAUGCCAGUCAUUUCUUUACGAUUUUACUUUUGAUUUGUCUUUGCUUACAGAAAAGGGGGCAGGGGAUUAAGCCAAAAAGGUCUAUUCAAUGAAUCAGCAAAUGUGGUGCCUGAUUAUAGAAACUUGUGAUUCUAUAUGUAAUAUAGCAUUUUUUGACUAAUGACAUUCUGGCUUUUUAAAAAUGAACACAUUAUAGUUUGAUUUGAUUUGAUUUAUUCAGUUGCUUUAAAAAACGUACAUUUUGAACAAGCACUCUCAACUCCUAAUUCUUCUUUGACACUUGAUUUUCUGGUAACAUACUAUGUUUUUUUCCCUUAUGGCAAUACACCAUACUGUCAGAAAUAAUUGAUAGUGACUACAAAAUCCAACAAUAAAAAAAUGGAAAUGAAAGGAGGUUGUAACAAAUACUUCUCCAGAAAUACCUAAGUGCUGAGGAUUUUUAAUACUUAAUAGCACAACUACUGAAAGUAAAACCCAAGAGAUGUUUUCAGUAGUACGUUUGCAGGAGAAAUACUCUAACUUGAAACCAACAGCAGAUGUUGUGGCACUUUCAUACCAGUGCUUGCCCUAGAAGCUUCUUAACAGCACACUGUCAUCUAAGGCUUAGCUUAUACUUUAUACAAAGAGAAAGAGAGGGUAAGGGAUCACACUUCCAGGCAGUGUGAGUGUUAAUACGGGGGCAGGGGUGUAUGCGUGUCUGUUUGUUUUCCAGAGGGGCAUGAGAAUCCUGGAUUCUAAAUACAUGUAGAGAUAUUUUAAAGACGGAACUAAAUAUUAUAAAAAGAAUAGCAAAGAUAAGCUGUCCUUACUUAGGCAAAAGUGCAGAAUGAAGGGUCCUUUUUAUAGCAGAUCUAGCCUUCCAAAUUUCUCUUUUUUUUAACCCUGACUCAGCCAUGCUGGUGUUAAAGAGAAAUAAAUGUAGGUGCUGCUCUGAAAACCUAGCUAGCCAGAGAGAUAGUCUCAGAAUGUUAUCACAGAAUUGUCAAAGCUUGUUUAAACUAUAAAACACUUUAUUAAAAAACUACAGAACAUUUGUAGUUAUGUACAUACAGAAAGGCAAAAGAACAAAAAAAGACUUUUUUUUUGAGUCUAAAUUUGAAAGCAGUGCCAUUCAUUUGACUAUUAAACCAAAGUACUUUGGGUGGUUCUUUUUAUGGAAGAUUUUUUUUUUUUUUUUUAGUUUUAUUUUUGGCUGCAUUGGGUCUUCGUUGCUGCGCACGGGCUUUCUCUAGUUGUGGCGAGUGUGGGCUACUCUUCGUUGUGGUGUGCAGGCUUCUCAUUGCAGUGGCUUCUCUCAUUGUGGAGCACGGGCUCUAGGCACACGGGUUUCAGUAGCUGUGGCACGCGGGCUCAGUAGUUGUGGCUCGCGGGCUCUAGAGUGCAGGCUCAGUAGUUGUGGCACACGGGCUUAGUUGCUCCGCGGCAUGUGGGAUCUUCCUAGACCAGGGCUCAAACCUGUGUCCCCUGCAUUAGCAGGUGGAUUCUUAACCACUGCGCCACCAGGGAAGCCCAUAGAAGAUUUAAGAAAGGAUAUCAUCAUAGAUAUUAUCUAAUACUAUUUUCAAGUAUAUUUGAUCAUAAAAAGCCUCCUGGAAUUUGAAGAAUGACAUGCUUCCAAUCCCCAUUAAGGGUGGAAAAAUACCACAAAAUGAUCAGUACUCUGUGCCAGCUUUAUUUAGAGAAAAAUUACUAAUAAAAUGUUCUGGGUGUGAAAUGUAGACCAGUCUGUAUAGAAUAGUGAUAAACAGAAGGAUCUGGAGUCAGAUCAUGAUUCAAAAUCGCUGUGCAAUCUUGGGCAAACUAUUUAACUUGUAUGUCUGCUCACCUUUAACUUGAGAAUGGUAAUAGUACUUACUUAAAGGAUUGUUGUGAGGAUUAAAUAAAAUGAUACAUGUAAAGCAUUUAACACAGUACCAGGACAAUGGUAAGUGGUCAGUUAAUGUUAGCUACUGUUAACUAUGCCAGUGAAAAGACACUGAAAAAUAAGUGGUUUCCGUACCCUGGAAAAUGAAACUAUCAAUUUCAAGUGAUAUUUGCUGAGUAGGAUGAGAUGAAAGUUAAAGUGAAUAGCUUUCAGGAAAGAUAAAGAGAACAUCUUUAGAACGUAAGCUGUACGAGCCCAUCUACUCUGUCGCCCUUUGAAGACCAUGCACAUGGCAAGGUUUAGCUAGUCUGAGGUGUUUGCAGGCCCUGCUACCACCCACAGACCAGGCAAACACAGAAAGAAGACGUAAACGUUUCCCCUAGAAGAUCGGUUCCCCACAUACCCAACCUGAUACACUUCCUAUGUCUAUGCACACAUAGACACAGAUACACACACACCGCAGUAUAUUGCUGGUGACAAACAGGUGCAAACAUAAAUAGGCAUCCUGUCUGCAGUCAGGCAUGGAGGAGUCCUCCUGGAUUCAAGACGAGCCACUCAAGCAGAAGAUCUUGGAGUGGAGCAGAGGGGAUGGUUUUCAGCUCUUGACUUCCCAGCAUGCCCUGGGGCUCUGUGGCCAUGUAACCUGAAGGAGAGCCAGAGACCAGGUAGUUCACAGCCUGUCGUUGCACAUCUUCCCAGGCCAAGGUACAGUCAUCCAUCCCACCAGUAUUCACUGAGCCCCUCCUUUGCGCCCGGUACCGUUCUAGAGAACAGCUAGAUGAAAAUCUGCACUUGCGGAGCUUACAGGCUCGCAAGUGGAGAUGGACAACAAAUGGAACAGAUGCAUCAUGUAGUAAACACUUGAUAAGUGCACGCUGGGAAACGAAGCGGGGAAGGAUGAGGCCCAUAGGGGAGUGUUGUGGACUUUCAAGUGUGGUCAGGAAAGGCCUUACCCAUUAUGGAAUCUCUGUGGGCUGAUUCUGGGAUCUGUGCACCUUAUGUAAGAGUGUAAACCUUAAAAAAAAAAAAAAAAAGGGUGUAAACCUUGCCUCUCAUUUGAGAAUAACCAGAAAUAAAUUUAAAACGUAUGAAAUGAAUGGGAUGGACAUUUUUUAAAAUUUACAUUAAAUAAAAAUGUAUAAUAAUAAUUAGAUCUAUUAUGAUUAUACAUAAGGUUUUGGUGCAUUAAUAAAAGCAGCCAAAUAAGGCCAAAAGAGAAAGGUAACCCAGACCUAGGUUUACCAUCCUUCAGGUAAUAUUUCUCUAAUCUCUCAACUGCUGCCAUUUUCCUCACAGAAAUUCCAGAGAUGGUCAUAGCUCAAUACUCUGCCAUCAAGAAACUGCAGAGAUUUUGGACACAGCAGAAUUGAUAACCUCAGUGAUAAGCUUGAAAUGUUCUAACCUAAAAUUGGGCUAUAGAUAAUUACUAUAUGGCACUGGCUAUUUUACUUUCUGUUCCAAAUCAGUGUCUCUCUAGGGUUUUGAACAUCCCUGAAAUCUGAAUCAUAUAAACAGAAUCUUAAAGUGGUUUAACUUGGUCUAUGAAGAUGAUUUAGAAGACGUUAGACUCUAUUAUUAGCCUUAUUAAGUUUAAAAAGAAAUAUUUAUUAGCCAUAUGCAGAAUUUCUAAUGAAGAUGUUAAUUAUACAGCUUUUAAUUCACUUUUUAGAUCAGUUUUUUUUGUUUUUUUUUAACAUCUUUAUUGGAAUAUAAUUGCUUUACAAUGGUGUGUUAGUUUCUGCUGUAUAACAAAGUGAAUCACUAUACAUAUACAUAUAUCCCCAUAUCCCCUCCCUCUUGCGUCUCCCUCCCUCCCACCCUCCCUAUCCCACCCCUCUAGGUGGACACAAAGCACCGAGCUGAUCUCCCUGUGCUAUGCGGCUGCUUCCCACUAGCUGUCUGUUUUCCAUUUGGUAGUGUAUAUAUGUCCAUGCCACUCUCUCACUUUGUCCCAGCUUAGCCUUCCCCCUUCCUGUGUCCUCAAGUCCGUUCUCUAUGUCUGCGUCUUUAUUCCUGUCCUGCCCCCAGGUUCUUCAGAACCUUUUUUUUUUUUUUUUAGAGUCCAUAUAUAUGUGUUAGCAUACAGUAUUUGUUUUUCUCUUUCUGACUUACUUCACUCUGUAUGACAGACUCUAGGUCCAUCCACCUCACUACAAAUAACUCAAUUUCGUUUCUUUUUAUGGCUGAGUAAUAUUCCAUUGUAUACAUGUGCCACAUCUUCUUUAUCCAUUCUUCAGAUCAGUCUUUAAAAUGGCAAAUUAUUGGUGUUGGAAUUAUUUCCAAAUACUUGACUUACAAAAAUAUACAUUUAUAAAGAGAAGAGUUAAAGAAACAGAGAAUAUAAAAUAGAUAAUAACUAAUAAGAACCUACUGUAUAGCACAGGGAACUCUACUCAGUACUCUGUAAUGGCCUAUAUGGGAAAAGAAUCUAAAAAAAGGAGUGGAUAUAUGUAUAUGUAUAACUGAUUCACUUUGCUGUACAGCAGAAAAUAACACAACAUUGUAAAUCAACUAUACUCCCAUAAAAAUUAAUUUUUAAAAAAAGAAACAAAUUUGAAGAAUCACAAUGAGAAUUGAAACUCCAAAUUGUGGUAAUAAUUAUCAGAGCCAUACAACUGAAAAUAUAACUACUCUUUCAUCUUUUUUCCUUUCCUCAUAAAGUGGAUCAUGUAGAAUUUGAUGACACCCUCUUAGUGGUUGUCACCCGAAUGGUGUUUGGUGAUGCUGGGGCAUAUAUUUGGUUGUCUGGGAGCAUAUUUAGUGCUCAGUGCCCAAAAUCCUACGUGGCAGUCCCACUCAAUAAAAAAAUUCCUUCCAAAAUACCCAUAGCAUUGUCCUUUCCUCCACUGGGAAACUUAGCUAAACCUGGCAGUUUUAGAGUUCCAUGUCUCAUUUUUUUUUCCCUAAACAGAAUUACCCGAGUCAAAAGAUGCAUUUUCGGAAUUACAGCUACUUACACAAUCUGAAUUGUGUAGAUUUGUGCCAUUUAUCUUAAAUCCUCACUUGUGGAAAUUGUUUCUUUCCCCUUCAGAAUGCUGGUGGAAACUUUAUGAAACAGCUAAAUUUAUCAGGGGAGGGGGGGACAAGGUGUCUCUCUCCUGUUACACUGAUUCCACAAUAAAUAAAAAAGAAAAAUAUCACUGAAGUAGUUACAAUUCUACAAAGUAGCCAGGUUAACUUAAAAGGACCCGUUUCUUAAUAGUCUUUUUUUUUUUUUUAAAGCAAAAUCACAUUUUAAUAUUUUACGUAAAUAACUAAUGGGAAGAGGUUGAAGGCACAUAGCACACUUGUUUUUGAGGCUCUGGAGAUGUUGAGGGCUUGAUUUUAGCUGGUGAUUUUUUUUUUUUUUUUAACAUCUUUAUUGGAGUAGAAUUGCUUUACAAUGUUGUGUUAGUUUCUGCUGUAUAACAAAGUGAAUCAGCUAUAUGUAUGCAUAUAUCCCCAUAUCCCCUCCCUCUUGCGUCUCCCUCCCACCCUCCCUAUCCCGCCCCUCUAGGUGGUCACAAAGCACCGAGCUGAUCUCCCUGUGCUAUGCGGCUGCUUCCCACUAACUAUCUAUUUUACAUUUGGUAGUGUAUGUAUGUCCAUGCUACUCUUUCGCCUUUUUCCAGCUUAUCCUUCGCCCUCCCUGUGUCCUCAAGUCCGUUCUCUACGUCUGCGUCUUUAUUGCUGUCCUGCCCCCAGGUUCUUCAGAACCUUUUUUUUUUCUUUUUCUUUAGAUUCCAUAUAUAUGUGUUAGCAUAUGGUAUUUGUUUUUCUCUUUCUGACUUACUUCACUCUGUAUGACAGACUCUAGGUCCAUCCACCUCACUACAAAUAACUCAAUUUCAUUUCUUUUUAUUAGCCAGUGAUUUUUAAUAUGCAGUAGAUUCGUUAGUUUAACACCAGCUGGGGAAUUCAAACUUGAUCCCCAUGAAAAUCAAGGAAUUGGGGUGGGGGAAGGUUUGGGAGAGAUCUAAAAUGAUUUCUCAUGGCCCUACGAUGUACACAACUUUGUUUUUCAGACGUUUCAUUGGAGUGGUAAGAAUUUCAUGAAAGAUAAUUUUAAAACUUACUCUGAGUUAAAUCUUGAUCCUUUUUUUUUUGAUACACUACACUUGUUCCUGCCUUUUGAAACUAGCAGUCUACUAUACUGCAUACAUAAUAAAGCAUAAUUUUUCUAUAAUCAGGUACCUUUUGCUGCUUUGGGGUAAGACUGUUUUCCUGUUUAGAUGUUAAGCAUUGCCAGAGAGAAGAAUCUGUCCUGUUCUUUUGAUUGUAACAUAGCCUGAUAGCUGUAGAUGCAGCCUCUCUGAUGAGAAAUGAGCGUCUACCAGGACGGCUGGAGGACUAGCUAUGUUUCCUCAGACUCCAGCUUAGUUUGCACUCUAUUGCCUGUGAGGAGCUUUCUGGCAUGUGAUUAUUUACUUCAGAGCUAGAGUUUCAGGCACCUACAUUAACUAUUUUAUAUUGUGCGCAGAAUAAUAGAUCUUUUAAUGUCAGGUACAAUGCACUGCACAUAUUGCUUUUGCACUGUUUUAAAAUUUUUGUACUAAGUGAUAGAAAAUAUUUAUAUUCUUUGAGUGUGAGCUUUGAAUAGAUGGCAUUAUCACCUUAUUGGUUUUUUUUUUAACAAAACGUUUUUCUCAAUUAUUCUAUCUCAAUGUUAUUCUGAGCAAGUCCUAUGCCAAAAUCUUGUAUCAUGUUUGUAUGGAAGAUUAAAUUUUACUCUUGUGUGGUAAGACUACUCAGUUAUUGAUUUCAGUGUUGGAAUUUGAUAUUCCAACACAAAGUCCACAAUGUAUUCAGAAAUCCAAGUCGGUGUCAUACAUUUCAUUUUGAUGUGAACUUUGCUUUCCUUUGUUUUAAGACUCCAUUUUGCAAUAAACGUUUUGACAGUAAA